Helobdella robusta is the source of this 423-nucleotide messenger RNA. RefSeq lists its product as hypothetical. The transcript has 6 exons. Lineage: Eukaryota; Metazoa; Annelida; Clitellata; Rhynchobdellida; Glossiphoniidae. The record is from RefSeq and is a predicted model, not a curated record. Bases 1 to 423 code for a protein of 140 amino acids.
AUGGCGCACUGUACGCGCAAAAAGGUAGCAGUCUUUGAGUUAAGAAGAGAUUGUAUUCGAACCAGGGAAGAUAUUGAUAAAAAUGUUAAGAAACUAAGAAGUCAAAAGGAACCGCAGGUGAAAUGCUUCAGCCAACCAGAAAUAGUUAAUGUUAGUAACAUGGAAUAUUUGAAAGUCCUGCUACACCUGCUACACACUAUAUCGAUGUUGCCAGCCUUGGUAAGCGUUGACCAGAAGGUUUCGUUGCAUCGGGCAAUGCACAUUUUGAAGGUUUUUGUGCUCUCCUUUGAAUAUCGCCCACCAAGAUUGUGGGCAUCAAAUCAACAGUCAUCAACAACUUUCAGGAACAAAAUUGGACUCAAAGGACUUUUAGAAUUCCAUGAAAAACAGGACAGUUCGUGUUGGUUCAAAAUUAAUUUGUAG